Molecule: messenger RNA, 705 nt
Organism: Solanum verrucosum
Lineage: Eukaryota; Viridiplantae; Streptophyta; Magnoliopsida; Solanales; Solanaceae
Exons: 2
Coding region: 1-705 (234 amino acids)
Source: RefSeq, a predicted model, not a curated record
AUGGCAUUGGAUAUGGGUGAACUAGAAACGGGUAGAGGGUUGAAUCAAGAACUUGAUCUUGUUAAAGCCAGUGAUACUCGUUGGGGAUCUCACUACAAGUCAUUUGGAAAGUUUAUUAGUAGCUUUGACUCUAUUGUUGAUGUACUUGAUACUCUUGUUGAAAAUGCAAGUACUUUGGAUGAAAGAGCAAGCGCAUUGGGAUUUCUCAGAAGUUGUCAAACGUUUGAGACUAUUUUCUUGUUGCAUUUGAUGAUAGAUGUUUUAGGAAUCACAAAUGAUCUUAAUGUUUCAUUACAGAAAAAGGAGCAAGACAUUGCAAAUGCCAUGAUUCUUGUAAAGGUGACAAGUGAUUUGCUUAAUGGAGUAUCUUGCUUGAAUCUAAUUGAUUCAUUUUCUAGUUUUGACAUAACGAAGAUAAUGAGAAUGGCUGAAUUAUAUCCUAAUGAUUUUGAUGGGUCCAACGUGAGAACUCUUGAGAAUCAACUUGUUAAUUACAUUAUUGAUGUUCGUGAUAUUGAUGAAAGGUUCUCCAAUUUGGGUGGACUUGGAGAACUUUCAAGAAAGUUGGUUGAGACAAAGAAGCAUUUAACCUAUUCUCUCGUAUUUCUUUUAGUGAAGUUUGCUUUGCUUCUACCUGUUGCCACUGCUACAGUUGAAAGAGCUUUUUCAGCAAUGAAGAUUAUCAAGAAUGACUUGCGAAAUUGA